AUGGAACUAUAUAUGACGGCCGCGACCAGCACUCGCCCAGGUCAGGUGAUGCGCCGGUCGCCCAAAGCGGCGGGGGCAGCUCCCUCCCACGGAUCGCAGAUCACCGCCGUCACGUCCAACGGAUCAGUGUCCUCCGUGGCAAUCACUCCAUCCUCGAAUCAGAUCUCCUCAAUGGCCUGCCAUGCUCAGCUUCUCCGCAUCGGCGAUGAUGCAGGAGGACAGGCAGACAGGCAGACCAGACCAUGGAGCUACCCCCCUCCCACUUCCAAGGGACCGAGGAACGAAUCAUGCAAGAGAGCCCAUCAGUCCCUCUUGCUCCUGCUUCUCCCAACCAUGUGGGAUGAGAUCAUAGGCGACGGCGGGCAGAAUGCCACCCUUCGAGGGCUUGGGCUUGCCCCGUUCCUAUUAACUCUGCUGACUCGCUCGUCCCGGUCACAUCUUGGGGAGAUGCCUCGUCGUGAUCAGGAGAUUGGACGAUCACCAGAAAACAGGAUGCACGCUAACCUCGUCGCCGUCGCCGUCGGUACUCCACUGUGGAUUCAAACUGCUCGGCUCCCCGCAUCAUCGGCUGGCAAUCACUGCACCCCAGCAUCGUCAUCUGGGGAGACUGGAGCUGAGAGACUAGUCAGUACGGAGACGUGA
Aspergillus affinis is the source of this 642-nucleotide messenger RNA. RefSeq lists its product as uncharacterized. The coding region runs from base 1 to 642 and encodes 213 amino acids. The record is from RefSeq and is a predicted model, not a curated record. The transcript is spliced from 2 exons. NCBI's taxonomy places the organism in Eukaryota, Fungi, Ascomycota, Eurotiomycetes, Eurotiales, Aspergillaceae.